AUGCUGGUCAGCCAAGAUCAAAAUGAUUGCAAACAGAAAGACCUGAAAAACUGUAUAGAAAAUCUAAUGGAUGAAGAUGAGAAGGACAGGGCAAAGAGAGCUUCUCGAAACAAGUCUGAGAAGAAGCGUCGGGACCAGUUCAAUGUUCUCAUCAAAGAGCUUAGCUCCAUGCUCCCUGGCAACAUGCGGAAAAUGGACAAAACCACCGUGCUGGAAAAGGUCAUUGGAUUUUUGCAGAAACACAAUGAAGUCUCAGCGCAAACGGAAAUCUGUGACAUUCAACAAGACUGGAAGCCUUCGUUCCUCAGUAAUGAAGAAUUCACCCAGCUGAUGUUGGAGGCAUUAGAUGGCUUCAUUAUCGCAGUGACAACAGAUGGCAGCAUUAUCUAUGUUUCUGAUAGUAUUACACCUCUCCUUGGACAUUUACCGUCAGAUGUCAUGGAUCAGAAUUUGUUAAAUUUCCUUCCAGAACAAGAACAUUCAGAAGUUUAUAAAAUGCUUUCUUCCCAUAUGCUUGUGACAGAUUCCUCCUCCCCAGAAUACUUAAAAUCUGACAACGAUUUAGAAUUUUAUUGCCAUCUUCUCAGAGGCAGUUUGAACCCAAAGGAAUUUCCAACUUACGAAUACAUAAAAUUUGUAGGAAAUUUUCGCUCUUACAAUGUGCCUAGUCCCUCAUGUAAUGGCUUUGACAGCGCCCUUUCAAGACCUUGUCGGAUGCCCUUAGGAAAGGAGGUCUGCUUCAUCGCUACUGUGCGUCUAGCAACACCACAGUUUUUAAAGGAAAUGUGCAUAGUUGAAGAACCUUUAGAGGAAUUCACUUCAAGGCAUAGCUUGGAAUGGAAAUUUUUAUUUCUGGAUCACAGGGCCCCUCCCAUCAUAGGAUAUCUGCCUUUUGAAGUGCUGGGGACCUCAGGCUAUGACUAUUACCACAUAGAUGAUCUGGAGCUCCUGGCCAGGUGCCAUCAGCACUUGAUGCAGUUUGGCAAAGGGAAGUCGUGUUGUUACCGGUUUCUGACCAAAGGUCAGCAGUGGAUAUGGCUGCAGACCCACUACUACAUCACCUACCAUCAGUGGAACUCCAAGCCCGAGUUCAUCGUGUGCACACAUUCGGUGGUCAGUUAUGCAGACGUCCGGGUGGAAAGGAGGCAGGAGCUGGCUUUGGAAGAUCCCCCAUCUGAGGCCAUCCACCCUUCAGCACUAAAGGACAAGGGCUCAACCUUGGAACCUCAGCAGCACUUCAAUGCACGUGACAUGGGUGCCUCAGGCCUUAACACCAGUCAUUCACCAUCAGCGUCCUCAAGAAGUUCACACAAAUCCUCACACACAGCCAUGUCUGAACCCACCUCCACUCCAACCAAGCUAAUGGCAGAGGCCAGCACCACCACGUUGCCAAGAUCGACCACUUUGCCCCAAGAGAUACCUGUGCCAGGGCUCAGCCAGGCAACCACAAUGCCGCCUCCUCUGCUUUCCCAGUCUUCCUGUGACCUUGCACAGCAGUUACUGCCUCAGACCAUUUUGCAGAGCCCACCUGCCCCAAUGACACAGUUUUCAGCACAGUUCAGCAUGUUUCAAACCAUCAAAGACCAGCUGGAGCAGCGGACACGGAUCUUGCAAGCCAACAUCCGGUGGCAGCAGGAAGAGCUGCAUAAGAUCCAGGAGCAGCUCUGCAUGGUGCAGGACUCCAACAUCCAGAUGUUUCUGCAGCAGCCAGCAGUAUGCCUGAGCCUCAGCAGCGCUUCACAUCCCGAGGCCCAGCAGCAGUUACACCAGAGGUCCACUGCAGUGUCCCAGCCCCAGCUUGUGUCCAGCCCGCAACUGACAGGGCAGAUUGCCUCAGCCCAGAUCACAAACCAGCACUUGCUUAGAGAAUCAAGUGUGAUAUCAAACCAGGGUCCGAAGCCAGUGCGAAGCUCACAGAUCCUGCAGGGAAGCAGCCAUUCGGUGAGUAGCUUGACAUCCCAGUUCAACAGUGCUGCAGCCGUGCUCCCACCAGCCUUGAACCUGACCACACCUGCUUCUGCCACCCAGGACACCAGUCAGUGCCAGACCAGCCCGGACUUCAGCCAUGAUCGGCAGCUCAGGCUGUUGCUGAGCCAGCCCAUCCAGCCCAUGAUGCCUGGGUCCUGUGAUGCGAGGCAGUCCUCAGAAGUCAGCAGGCCUGGACGGCAGGUCAAGUAUCAACAGAGCCAGGCAGUGUUUCAAAACCCAGACGUGCACACAUCCAGCAGCAGCGCCUCAACCCCUGUCCUGCUUAUGGGACAAGCAGUGCUUCACCCCAGCUUCUCCACCUCCCAGCCAUCACCCUUGCAGCCUACACAGGCCCAGCAGCAGCAGCCACCACAACACUACCUGCAGGUACAGACACCAACCUCUUUGCACAGUGAGCAGCAGGACUCCCUGCUUCUACCCACCUACUCACAAGGGACCAUGGGUUACCCUCCACCACCCCCACCACAGCCCCAGCCUCCACACCCACCGAGAAGGGUCGGCAGCCUGUCAGAGUCAUCAGGCCUCCAGCAGCCACCACGGUAG
Messenger RNA from Orycteropus afer afer, 2532 nucleotides. The record is from RefSeq and is a predicted model, not a curated record. Lineage: Eukaryota; Metazoa; Chordata; Mammalia; Tubulidentata; Orycteropodidae.